UUUCAUCUCCCGCCAUCGGCAUGAGAAGGCGCUUCUUCUCCAAUGGAGCCUUCUCUCAUCCCCCACUGCUCGCCAUGCUCGAACGGUGGCCGAGCUCGCAAAAACUUGAACAAAUCCAUGCUCAUGCGAUCACUCUCGGCCUCUCCCGCUUCACCUACAUCACCAGCCGGAUUCUCGCCUUGUAUGCUCUCCAUAACAAUGGCGUCAUGCAUCAUGCCCACCAACUGUUCGACCUUAUUCCCCAACCAACCAUCUUCAACUGGAACACUAUGAUCAGAGGCUAUUCUAGAAGCCGAGAGCCUGAAACCGCUCUGCGGGUGUAUAUGGAUAUGAAACACAGAGGUGUAUUCCCGAAUAUGCACACUUUUCCCUUUGUGGUUAAAGCUUGUGCUUGUUGUUUGUCCUUGUCGCAGAUUCAUGGGCAGGUUUUCAAGUUUGGUUUUGAUCUUGAUGUAUAUGUGACUUGUUCUUUGAUCAAGUGUUAUUGUGAUUUGGGAGAGUUGGAGCUUGCUUGUCAGGUGUUUGAGGAGAAUUCAAACAGGAAUGUUGUUUGUUGGACAAGCCUUUUAACUGGAUUUUGUGUGAAUGGGCUUGUGGACAGGGGUCGUGAUGUGUUUGAUCGAAUGCCUGAAAGGAAUGAGGUUGCUUGGAGUGCAAUGAUUGCCGGGUAUGUUCAGAACAAGCGGUAUGAUGAGGCGAUUGAAUUGUUCCAUGUGUUGAGAAAGGAUCAUAAUUGUGUGAAGUUCAGUGGCUCUCUUCUUGUGAGUGUUUUGACUGCCUGUGCCAAUUUAGGGGCUUUGGAAGAAGGGAAAUGGAUUCAUUCCUAUCUAGAUUCGAAAUCUGAAUAUGGGCUUGAGCUAGGAACUGCCCUCAUUGACUUUUAUGCAAAAUGUGGCUUGAUAGAAGCAGCAAAGGAAGUCUUCAGUAAGAUGCUUAGCAGAGAUGUGACGGCCUGGAGCGCCAUGGUCAUGGGCUUGGCUGUUAAUGGAUGUUGCCAUUCUGCAUUCCAGGUCUUCUCUGAUAUGCAGAGGAGUAGAAUAAGACCGAAUGCAGUCACUUUUGUUGGUGUUCUUACCGCUUGUAGUCAUGGAGGGUUAAUUGAUGAAGGACAGGCUUACUUUGAAGACAUGCAAAAAGUUUACCGGCUAUCACCCACAAUUGAGCAUUAUGGUUGUAUGGUUGAUCUAUUAAGCCGUGCGGGGAAAACACUAGAAGCCGAAAAACUGAUUCAGAGCAUGCCAAUGGAGCCUGAUGGGGCAAUUUGGGGUUCAUUGCUUAAUGGAUGUUUGAUGCAUGGGCACAUUGAGCAGGGGGAGAGAGUGGGAAGACAUGUGAUUGAAUUGGAUCCCCAGCAUUGUGGAAGAUAUGUAGGACUGGCAAAUGUGUAUGCCUCCAUGGGAAGAUGGGAGAGUGCUCUCAUGGUGAGGAAGACGAUGAAACAAAGAGGAGUUAUGUCAGCUCCAGGGUGGAGUUUGAUCGAGAUGCAUGGCAUCAGCUAUCGUUUUCUAGUUGAUGACCGUAGACAUCCUUGUCAUGAAGAGAUAUGCAAAAUGCUGAGCUAUCUUUACAGUGAAAUGGUAUAUGAUCAAAGUGAAACAGAUGAUCUUUAACACAGUAAAAGAUGUCGACCAGCUUUGCUUCAGCGACCAUUCUUGCUAGCUCAGUCUGCAUUGGCCAACGUUCUGACACCAGAAAGCUAUUUCU
Messenger RNA from Dioscorea cayenensis subsp. rotundata (Guinea yam), 1704 nucleotides. Its product is annotated as pentatricopeptide repeat-containing protein At5g66520-like. NCBI's taxonomy places the organism in Eukaryota, Viridiplantae, Streptophyta, Magnoliopsida, Dioscoreales, Dioscoreaceae. The record is from RefSeq and is a predicted model, not a curated record. Gene Ontology annotation, molecular function: RNA binding; protein binding. Bases 21 to 1610 code for a protein of 529 amino acids. Gene Ontology annotation, biological process: RNA modification. The transcript has 2 exons.